AUGAGCUUUUGCUGCCAGCUGGUGGCUGUCAAUGCACACAUCCCUCCGGAUUAUCUUCUUAGGAUCUGUGAGAGACUUGGACCCCUUUUAGACAAGGAAAUCCCACAGAGUGUCCUAGGUGUGCAGACUUUGCUGGGUGUCGGGCGCCAGUCUCUAUUAAGGGCAGCAAAAGACUUCAGACACACGCUAUGGAAAGGAUCUGCGUUUGCAGCUCUUCACAGAGGCCGCCCGCCCGAACUGCCUGUAAAUUACGGGAAACCACCAAACGUGGUAAAUAUAAUUUCUGCCAGGCAAUUAACUGGAUGUGGACGUUUCAGCCACUUGUUCCCAACAUCCACCUACCAACACAUGAAGAUGCAUAAGAGGAUUUUGGGGCAUCUCUCGUCUGUUUAUUGUAUAGCCUUUGAUCGCAGCGGGAGGAGGAUAUUUACAGGGUCAGAUGAUUGUUUGGUCAAAAUCUGGGCUACAGAUGAUGGGCGCCUGCUCUCCACGUUGCGAGGACACUCGGCUGAAAUCUCUGACAUGGCUGUUAACUACGAGAACACGCUGCUUGCUGCAGGCAGCUGUGAUAAAGUAGUUCGAGUGUGGUGUCUUCGAACCUGUGCCCCAGUCGCAGUGCUGCAGGGCCAUUCAGCUUCCAUUACUUCCAUACAGUUCUCUCCUGCAAGGAAAGGAACAACACGAUACCUCACUUCUACUGGUGCUGAUGGAACAAUCUGUUUCUGGCAGUGGCAUGCUAACACCAUGAAAUUUAAGGAUCGUCCUGUUAAAUUUGCUGAGAGGUCCAGGCCUGGUGUUCAGAUAUCUUGUUCAUCUUUCAGUUCUGGUGGCAUGUUCAUUGCAACAGGUAGUACUGACCAUGUGAUAAGAAUUUAUUAUUUGGGCUCAGAAUCACCUGAGAAAAUGGCUGAGUUAGAAUCUCAUACGGACAAAGUGGUUGCCGUCCAGUUCUGUAACAAUGGUGACAGCUUAAGAUUUGUCAGCGGAAGCAGAGAUGGAACAGCAAGAAUAUGGCACUAUCAGCAACAAGAUUGGAAGAGUGUAGUCCUGGAUAUGGCUACUAAAAUGACAGGAAACAAUGUAGCAUCUGGGGAGGACAAGGUGACUAAACUGAAGGUGACUAUGGUGGCUUGGGAUAGAUAUGAUGCCACUGUCAUCACUGCAGUCAACAAUUUCCUUCUCAAAGUGUGGAACUCGUCCACAGGGCAGCUUCUUCAUAGCUUAUCUGGUCACGAUGAUGAAGUUUUUGUUCUGGAGGCCCAUCCCUUUGACCAAAGGAUUGUACUUUCAGCGGGUCAUGAUGGAAAUAUUUUUGUUUGGGAUAUAGACAAAGGAACAAAAAUUCGCAAUUACUUUAAUAUGAUUGAGGGCCAAGGCCACGGAGCUGUUUUUGAUUGCAAGUUCUCACCAGAUGGACAGCAUUUUGCCUGCACAGAUUCUCAUGGACAUCUGCUGCUAUUUGGUUUUGGAUGCAAUAAAUAUUAUGAAAAGAUUCCAGAUCAGAUGUUCUUCCAUACGGAUUACCGACCACUGAUCCGUGAUGCAAAUAACUACGUGCUGGAUGAACAGACUCAACAGGCUCCGCAUCUUAUGCCUCCUCCCUUCUUGGUGGAUGUGGAUGGAAAUCCUCAUCCCACCAGAUUCCAACGACUGGUACCAGGGAGAGAAAAUUGCAAGGAUGAACAACUUAUUCCUCAGCUGGGAUAUGUAGCUAAUGGUGAUGGUGAAGUAGUUGAACAAGUCAUUGGACAGCAAACUAAUGACCAAGAUGAGAGUAUCCUUGAUGGGAUGAUCCGAGAGCUACAGAGGGAACAAGAUCUGAGACUAAUUAAUGAAGGAGAAACUCUUCCAAACCCUCCACUCAAUAGAUCCCACUCUGUUACUGGAGCUCUUCGAAGUCCAGGUUUAGAUGUUACAUCUCCACCAAACGUUGGUCUCCGGAGAAGUGGUCAGAUCGAAGGCGUCCGGCAGAUGCACCACAACGCUCCUCGCAGCCAAAUGGCAACGGAGAGAGAUCUCAUGGCAUGGAGCAGGAGAGUGGUGGUGAAUGAGCUUCCUCCAGGCAUCAGCAAGGUCCAGGAAGAAUGUCGAGCUGCCAAAGGUGAAAUUGAAAUUAAUUUAUACACUGUUGAAAAGAAGAGAAAGCCAUCCCACACCUUGCAACGGAACGAUUACCAACCAGGAAGUGGAAGGUCUUUGAGAAGAAACCAACGCAAACGCCAGCACGCCUACCAAACGCGCUCCACGAUAGAGCACAGUCAGCAAGGAGCGAGUCAGAACGCACGGGCACGGGAGGAAUCAGACACCUCCUCAGAGGAAGAUGAGACUGUUGGCACAAGUGAUGCAUCUAUGGAUGAUCCCGUGGCAGCAUGGCAGAGUGAAAGCAGUUCCAGUGAUUCAUCAAGUGAAUAUUCUGACUGGACAGCAGAUGCUGGAAUUAAUCUCCAGCCUCCAAAGAGACAAACCAGGCAGGCAGCUCGGAAGAUCUGUAGUAGUUCUGAAGAUGAAAAUAUGAAGGGAACAAAAGGACUGGAGCCAAAACGAAGGAAACUUAAGCAGCCUAGAAAGAAGAAACCAGGUGGACUGCUUUCGAUGGAAGGUGAACCCAGUGAGGAAUGGCUCGCCCCGCAGUGGAUUUUGGAUACUAUACCCCGCCGCUCACCGUUUGUCCCACAAAUGGGAGAUGAGAUCAUAUACUUCAGACAAGGCCAUGAAGCUUACGUGCGGGCAGUAAGGAAAGCAAAAAUUUACAGUAUUAACAUGCAAAAACAACCAUGGAACAAAAUGGAACUCAGGGAACAAGAAUUUGUGAAGACUGUAGGAAUCAAAUAUGAAGUUGGGCCUCCUACACUCUGCUGCUUGAAGCUUGCAUUCCUAGAUCCAAUCACAGGCAAAAUGACAGGAGAAUCAUUUUCCAUAAAGUACCAUGAUAUGCCAGAUGUUAUUGACUUCCUCGUGCUGCAUCAGUUUUAUAAUGAAGCCAAAGAAAGGAACUGGCAAAUAGGGGAUAGAUUUCGCAGUAUAAUAGAUGACGCUUGGUGGUUUGGAACUGUGGAGAGUCAGCAGCCUUUCCAGGCAGAAUACCCCGACAGUUCCUUCCAGUGCUACUGUGUUCACUGGGACAAUAAUGAAAGAGAAAGGAUGAGUCCAUGGGACAUGGAACCAAUUCCAGAAGGAACUGCUUAUCCAGAGGAGGUUGGUGCUGGGGUUCCUGUGACUCCAGAUGAGCUGACAGCUCUUCUCUACAAACCCCAGGAAGGAGAAUGGGGCGCCCAUUCCAGAGAUGAAGAAUGUGAACGAGUAAUCCGAGGGAUUGAGCAACUUCUUUCCCUUGACAUUUCUAAUCCCUUUGCUGUUCCAGUGGACCUUAGUGCCUAUCCCAUGUAUUGCACUGUUGUUGCUUAUCCAACUGACCUCACCACAAUCAGGAGAAGGCUUGAAAACAGAUUUUAUAGGAGAAUCUCUGCACUGAUGUGGGAGGUACGAUACAUUGAACAUAAUGCCAGGACUUUCAACGAGCCAGACAGUCCCAUAGUCAAAGCAGCCAAAAUUGUAACAGAUGUCUUACUUCGCUUUAUUGGGGAUCAGAGUUGUACUGAUAUAUUAGAAAUAUAUAACAAGGUGAAAGCAGAAGACCUGAGCAGUACUGAUGAAGAAGAGGAGGUGGCAGAAGUAGAUGUGGAUUCAGACGCUCCAGGAACUUCAUCUGGAAAAAGACGAGUAAGACGACGAAUAAAAAGACAGCCCAUGAAAGCAAGUCCUGAUGCUUGGAAAGAGCAAUGCAAGCAGUUGUUAAACCUGAUUUAUGAAAGAGAGGACUCAGAGCCUUUUAGGCAGCCAGUUGAUCUCUUCUCCUAUCCUGAUUAUCGAGAUAUCGUAGACACUCCUAUGGACUUCAGCACUGUGAAAGAAACCUUGGAAGCAGGAAACUACACUAGUCCCUUGGAAUUCUACAAAGAUAUUCGUUUAAUAUUCUGCAACUCUAAAGCUUACACUCCUAAUAAAAAGUCUCGA
This is a messenger RNA of Antrostomus carolinensis (chuck-will's-widow), 4014 nucleotides long. It is a transcript of the gene BRWD3, whose product is annotated as bromodomain and WD repeat domain containing 3. The annotation marks the transcript as partial. Gene Ontology annotation, molecular function: protein binding. Gene Ontology annotation, cellular component: nucleus. The transcript is spliced from 33 exons. Gene Ontology annotation, biological process: cytoskeleton organization; regulation of cell shape; regulation of transcription by RNA polymerase II. The record is from RefSeq and is a predicted model, not a curated record. Lineage: Eukaryota; Metazoa; Chordata; Aves; Caprimulgiformes; Caprimulgidae.